AUGCCGUACCUGGACCGGCAGAACCGUAUCUGCGGCUUCCUGGACAUCGAAGAGAAUGAGACCUGUGGCAAGUUCCUGCGGAGGUACUUCAUCCUGGACACCCAGGCCAACUGCCUCCUGUGGUACAUGGACAACCCCCAGAACCUGGCCAUCGGCGCGGGAGCUGUCGGCUCUCUGCAGCUCACCUACAUCUCCAAGGUCAGCGUCGCCACCCCGAAACAGAAGCCCAAAACCCCGUUCUGCUUCGUUAUCAACGCCUUAUCUCAGCGCUACUUCCUACAAGCCAGUGACCAGAAGGACCUGCAGGACUGGGUGGAGGCACUGAACCGGGCCAGUAAGAUCACGGUGCCGAAGGGCGGCAGCGUCCCGCUGGCCACAGAGAUCACGAAGCCUCCGGUGGUGCCCCAGGCGCAGGAGAGGAAGCCGCAGGUCGCCUACAAAACUGAGAUCAUCGGGGGGGUGGUGGUCCACACACCCAUCUCCAUCAACCAGAACGGGGGGGACGCAGGGGACAGCAGCGACGUG
Molecule: messenger RNA, 525 nt
Organism: Nestor notabilis (Kea)
Lineage: Eukaryota; Metazoa; Chordata; Aves; Psittaciformes; Psittacidae
Gene: PLEKHA2
Product: pleckstrin homology domain containing, family A (phosphoinositide binding specific) member 2
Exons: 6
Cellular component (GO): membrane; cytoplasm
Molecular function (GO): PDZ domain binding
Source: RefSeq, a predicted model, not a curated record